AUGAUCAAUGCAUCAUAUAUUUCAAAACGAUUUAAUUAUAGAUGCAUACACAAUAUCCAUAGAUGCUUGCUGAGUGAAUCUAACUUAAAAGAUGGAAAAACCUACAAAGUUGAAAGAACUUCAGAUGAAAAGACGUUUGAGGAAACUCUUGAGGAGGAACGUAAGGUGUUUGGUGAAUCGUUUGAAGCUGGAGCAAGGGUUGAAAACAUGAGGCACACUAAUGCUAGCAAAAUAAUUGAUAAGUAUUACAACGGGCUCUAUGAUAAUGCCAAGGGAACCACUAUUAAGAAAGAAAAAAUCGUCUUUAAUCACAGUCAAAAAGCUCAAAGAAAGCUUCCAAAUAAGGAUCACGAAUUUUUGAAAGAAAAUGUAGACAAUGAUUACGUGUAUCAACGGGCGGGAUAUUCUUCAAUCGGCACUGCGACCAUAAGUGAACAAACGAGAACUUUACUUGAAAAAAUAUUCGACGAGGAAGAUAGUGUUAGUGAAAGAAAACGGGAAGCGCUAAAUAUUGACCAGUACAAAGAAUUUAGUGCUAAAACUUCUGGAAAACCAGUUUCGCACUUGAAUGUCAAAUUUAGUGAGGAAGUGAUGCAAGAAAUUAGUAAUAAAAUUCGCUACCAAUCUACACUAGACCAGGUUCUGAAACCCCAUAUCGAUUACCUACGUGAAGUUGUGAAAAAUGACUAUGAUCUUUUAAAAUACCUGGAACGGCUGUUGGAAGUUUACAAGAGAAGGGACAAAGACCUGGAGUUAAGAUUGGAUACAGAAUCCUCAAACAUUUUCGAGGAUAUUAAAAAAUCAUGUAUGAAUAAACCGACUGAACUACCAAAACCUUUUAGUAUAACUUUACCGUACAUUAUAGUCAAGUCACUUACAUUAAGUGAUUUUGAGUUUCCAGCAGACAGAAAAUACACAUUGAUAUCAUAUGUCUAUAACGAAUGCAAAAAUAAUAUAGACGUGUCAUUAUAUUUAACAAUUUGUAAUGUCGAUUUCUACAAUUUGCUAAUUGGAUUAUUAUGGGAAAAUUUUCAGAAUAUUCGCUAUCUGAGACGUGUGGUUACUGAGAUGAGCGUCAAUGGUGUCAUCGGAAAUAUCGAAACUGUGGAUAUAUUAGAUAAGAUUACGAAAGAAAUGAGAAGCUUGAAUGACGAUGUCUUCCUUGAAACAGAAGGGCAACGUGAUGUCAAUGAGGGUGUUCUACCAGGGGACAAUAAAAUUGUUAAUGUGGGUGUCUUAUGGAAUAAAGACACCAAUAAUGAUUUACUUAUUGUUGAAAAUUAUCUAAAGAGUCUCAAAAAAAACCUGACUAGGGACAGGUAA
This is a messenger RNA of Saccharomyces mikatae IFO 1815, 1323 nucleotides long. RefSeq names its product Mtf2p (gene MTF2). NCBI's taxonomy places the organism in Eukaryota, Fungi, Ascomycota, Saccharomycetes, Saccharomycetales, Saccharomycetaceae. The transcript has a single exon. The record is from RefSeq and is a predicted model, not a curated record. Gene Ontology annotation, cellular component: mitochondrion. Bases 1 to 1323 code for a protein of 440 amino acids.